This is a messenger RNA of Dacryopinax primogenitus, 2433 nucleotides long. RefSeq lists its product as uncharacterized. Gene Ontology annotation, biological process: transcription by RNA polymerase III. Bases 1 to 2433 code for a protein of 810 amino acids. Gene Ontology annotation, molecular function: protein binding. Lineage: Eukaryota; Fungi; Basidiomycota; Dacrymycetes; Dacrymycetales; Dacrymycetaceae. The record is from RefSeq and is a predicted model, not a curated record. Gene Ontology annotation, cellular component: transcription factor TFIIIC complex. The transcript is spliced from 11 exons.
AUGGAGCUUCGAAAGAAGACUCCUGUGUCAUAUGCUUCUCUAUUUGAAGGCCCUCUUUCGGACCUGGAAGAGACCGGCUCUGGUCAGGAGAGCGAAUCUACGCGCAAGAACAAGGGCAAGAGUCGCACCAUACCUGCAGAGAGCGAAGAGGAGAGUGAUGAGUAUCAGCCUGUGGAUGAACUCCCUGAAGAUCCGUCGCCACCUCCCUCUGACGCCGAUGCUGAAGAGGAAAAAGAGGUGGAGGUCGAAAAUGAGGAGCCCACAACCAAGGACGACCGAUUCGAGGAUGACUCCACGCCCCGCAAGGCGUUCGUCGGCGGUGGUGCGAACUCAAAGGCGUUUCGAAAAAUGUUGCGACGUACACCUUCCCCUCCCCCUGAUGCCCCAAAGCGUGUCCAACUCGAGCGCCUUGCGCCGUUCGUCAACAAAGUGACCUCAAGUACGCAUCAAGCCAAGUUCUCGACGCGCUUUCGAGCGGUAUCACUCUACUUCCCUCUUACGACAAGGCGGCUUGCAAGCGAACCAGAGGCAUAUGGGUUCGGAGGAUGGGGAACAGAGGUGCCUACUAGAUGCUCGGGGGAGACGGGUCCGCUCAAGCGGUUGAUGACAGCAGAGACAAAGAUGAACAGCGGUCCGAGAUGGGAGACACUGGAGGACAGGGGCUGGUUUCGAGAGAGCACAGAGACUGAUGCGAGGCCAAGGGUAUGGGAGGAGGUGAGAAUUCAAAGGAAGUGCCUUAAGAUCCUCAGUCAAGAGGAAGCUGCGCCUUAUCUACCUUCUUCAUCAGUUCUCUCAGAGAAUGGGGCCUCCCUGCCUCCCCCUCCACUGUCAUGCUAUUUUGGUCGAUUCGGCGAGCAGCAGAAGCGCACAAUGAACAUGCUCGAUUCGUUCCCUAUGAGCGAAUAUAUCCCGUCCUCUAAUGCCCACAUCCUCAACGCUGGUGGUCCUGUCCACGGCCUCUCCUGGUGUCCGGUACACCCGUUCGACUUCCCAGAUAACACACCCCUGACUCACUGGCUCGCUGUCUCAACCUUUGCUUCUGCUCUGGAUCAGCCAACCAUUGGACAGCGUUGUGAGAUCGGAGCGGAGAAAGGGUGUAUCCAGAUUUGGUCUGUUGAGAAGGAGGGCGCGAAGUGUGAGAUAGUGCUCUGUCUGGAGGACGGCCCGGCUUGGCAGAUCGAGUGGUGUCCCCUUCCAGCUAAUGACGUGAAAGGAUCGCUGCGCAAGAUGGGCCUCUUGGCUGGCUGCUUUCGCUCCGGCCAUGUUUGCAUAUAUGCAGUUCCGUAUCCCGAAACAAUCAGACAGUUACAGGGAAAAGCAAAGGGCAAAGGCAAGGUGGUCGCUGUGGAGGGAGAACCCGUACAUGUCCAGUUGCAGCCAAUUGUACGAUUGUCUGUCGAUGACGCUGGCUGCGUUUGCUUCGAUUGGGCGAACUCAGGACUGAUCGCCUCAGGCAGUGUCGCCGUUUUCGAUAUUGCAUCUAUCUUUCAGAAUCUGGACAACCCUGAUCCCGUCCUACGCCUCCCAACGCACUACCUUCCCAUGCACCAGACUUGUGUUUGCUCUGUUGCCUGGGUUCGUGCUCCGCCACAAGGCAUAGACGGGCGUUUGCAGCUACAGGGAAAUCCGACGUUGCUCGCUUCGACCGCCUAUGACGGACAGAAAGUGCUCGUCGAUAUCCGAGACGGCGUGACCAGUGUACUCGAGCGGAUGCGAGAUUGGGGAACAGCAGUGAAGUUCAGUACAUUCAGCGGCGGACCCAUCUUUGUGGAGCAAGAUUAUCGCAUCAAACACAUCUCAUUGGCUACCGUCAACCUAGGACGGGGUACCAUGCUCAUGGACGCGACUGGUCCUAUUUGGGAUCUCACGACAUCAGAUUUUCAUCACGGCAUCGCCGUUGCCAGUGCAGAUGGGGCAGUACAUUACGGCACUAGUGGCAGACAGCAUAGUAAAACCGCGCCACGGAUUGUCCAGCCGUUGUAUCAGAUAGACUAUAGUCGAAAUUCCGGUGAGCUUCGUAUGUUGGAACAGCUUCAGCCACGAGAACCCCGACAAACCGAGGAAACAUACGCCAUGAAUAAGAAGAAACGCGAGUCAAGAAAGACAAAAGUACCGUCGGAAGGUGUGACUGAUGGUGUCGAGAUACCACCCACCUCGGACGGUGCAGAAGAUCGGAUUACACAGGCAACUGGUGCAUGGUCCCCGGAAGUGAGCAUAUACCGCGUGUCUUGGUGCAAUGGAGCCGGAAUGGCGAGAGCACAGAUGCUAGCAAGUGGUGGAGCUAGUGGACUAGUGAGAAUUGACUGGGUGCGAGGAACAUGGGAAAAAGGGAUCAUGCCCUGGAGGAAGGUGGAAAUUCUGAGAGGGGAGGUGGACGGCGUGGACGACGAUGUUGAGAAGCAAGCAGCAGAAGACGCUGAGGAUGAUGAUUGA